This is a messenger RNA of Lactuca saligna, 384 nucleotides long. Lineage: Eukaryota; Viridiplantae; Streptophyta; Magnoliopsida; Asterales; Asteraceae. The record is from the annotation of a GenBank genome assembly.
AUGCUCAUUUAUGACCACCAUCACACCAUCCAGUACACCAUCACCAUUAGCAAUGCACACCGCAGCACCACUACCGUCCCUCCUUCUCCAUAUGAAAAAACCCUAAUUGGUAUGUGCUUACAGCUUUUCACCUUAAAGUAUGUUGUUUCUGCCCCACCUGAAGUAUUUACAUUUGCACACUGCGAAAGACAAGUGGCAUUUGUUGAUGCAGUCAAUACUCCCAAGUUUCAAUCUGGGUAUGCAAAUCAUGCAUGGUUAUGCCUUGAUCUUUUGGAGCAUUGCCCUAAAGUGUUCUUAUAUGGGAUGGCCCAUGUUAAUGCGCCAUAUAAUGUCCUGCAACAUGAAGUUUCUUUGGUUGUUCUUCUGGAAACAGAGGGGGAGUGA